Messenger RNA from Knipowitschia caucasica, 666 nucleotides. The record is from the annotation of a GenBank genome assembly. NCBI's taxonomy places the organism in Eukaryota, Metazoa, Chordata, Actinopteri, Gobiiformes, Gobiidae.
AUGGAUGGAGACAUUCCAACCAUUCGCUCACAUCUGGUCCUGCUCUACCCUCUGGUCCUGCUCUACCCUCUGGUCCUGCUCUACCCUCUGGUCCUGCUCUACCCUCUGGUCCUGCUCUACCCUCUGGUCCUGCUCUACCCUGUGGUCCUGCUCUACCCUCUGGUCCUGCUCUACCCUCUGGUCCUGCUCUACCCUCUGGUCCUGCUCUGCCCUCUGGUCCUGCUCUGCCCUCUGGUCCUGCUCUACCCUCUGGUCCUGCUCUACCCUCUGGUCCUGCUCUACCCUCUGGUCCUGCUCUACCCUCUGGUCCUGCUCUACCCUCUGGUCCUGCUCUACCCUCUGGUCCUGCUCUACCCUCUGGUCCUGCUCUACCCUCUGGUCCUGCUCUACCCUCUGGUCCUGCUCUGCCCUCUGGUCCUGCUCUACCCUCUGGUCCUGCUCUACCCUCUGGUCCUGCUCUACCCUCUGGUCCUGCUCUACCCUCUGGUCCUGCUCUACCCUCUGGUCCUGCUCUACCCUCUGGUCCUGCUCUACCCUCUGGUCCUGCUCUGCCCUCUGGUCCUGCUCUACCCUCUGGUCCUGCCCUACCCUCUGGUCCUGCUCUACCCUCUGGUCCUGCUCUACCCUCUGGUCCUGCUCUACCCUCUGCUGGACGGAUUUAUGUGA